Molecule: messenger RNA, 2409 nt
Organism: Egretta garzetta (little egret)
Lineage: Eukaryota; Metazoa; Chordata; Aves; Pelecaniformes; Ardeidae
Gene: SPON1
Product: spondin 1
Exons: 16
Coding region: 1-2409 (802 amino acids)
Biological process (GO): cell adhesion
Cellular component (GO): extracellular matrix
Source: RefSeq, a predicted model, not a curated record
AUGGGAGCGCAUCUGCAGCCUCUAGCCCUGCGGCUUCUGGCGUUGACUUUUCCCUUGGUGGCGAAGGGUUUUUCUGACGAAACCUUGGAGAAAGCCGCGAAAUCUGAAGGAUAUUGCAGUCGGAUCCUGCGAGCCCAAGGCACCCGGAGGGAAGGGUACAAUGAAUUUAGCCUCAGGGUGGAGGGCGAUCCAGAAUUUUACAAGCCUGGAAACAGUUACCGGGUGACACUUUCUGCUGCCACUCCUGCUUACUUUCGAGGAUUCACAUUGAUUGCUCUCAAGGAAGGAAAAGAAGGUGACAAGGAAGAUGACCAUGCAGGAACUUUUCAGAUCAUAGAUGAAGAAGAGACACAGUUCAUGAGUAAUUGUCCUGUUGCUGUUACUGAGAGCACACCUCGAAGAAGGACGCGCAUUCAAGUGUUCUGGACGGCUCCUCCUACCGGUACAGGCUGUGUAAUUCUGAAAGCCAGUAUCGUGCAGAAGCGAAUAAUUUAUUUUCAAGAUGAGGGUUCUCUCACCAAAAAAAUUUGUGAACAAGACUCAGCCGCAGAAGGUGUGACUGACAAACCAAUUUUAGAUUGUUGUGCCUGUGGAACUGCCAAAUACAGGCUAACUUUUUAUGGAAACUGGUCAGAGAAAACACAUCCCAAAGAUUUUCCACGACGCACCAACCACUGGUCUGCGAUCAUUGGUAGUUCUCACUCAAAGAACUACAUCCUUUGGGAGUACGGAGGAUAUGCUAGCGAAGGAGUCAAACAAGUCGCAGAGUUGGGCUCCCCUGUAAAGAUGGAAGAAGAAAUUCGACAACAAAGCGAUGAGGUUUUAACAGUCAUCAAGGCAAAAGCACAGUGGCCUGCCUGGCAACCUCUGAAUGUGCGAGCUGCUCCCUCUGCUGAGUUUUCUGUUGAUCGUCACCGGCACCUGAUGUCCUUCCUCACCAUGCUCGGCCCCAGUCCGGACUGGAACGUGGGGCUCUCUGCUGAAGACCUCUGUACCAAGGACUGUGGAUGGGUUCAGAAGGUCGUCCAGGAUUUAAUACCCUGGGAUGCUGGCACAGACAGCGGCGUUACCUAUGAGUCUCCUAACAAGCCUACAGUGCCUCAGGAGAAGAUCAGACCACUUACAAGCUUAGAUCAUCCUCAAAGUCCAUUUUAUGAUCCAGAAGGAGGAUCUAUCAAGCUGGUAGCCAGAGUUGUCAUUGAAAGAAUUGCACGCAAGGGGGAGCAAUGCAAUAUCAUACCUGAUAACAUAGAUGACAUUGUGGCAGACCUAGCACCAGAGGAAAAAGAAGAAGAUGAUACCCCUGAGACCUGCAUAUAUUCAAACUGGUCCCCGUGGUCAGCCUGCAGCUCCUCUACCUGUGAAAAGGGCAAGAGGAUGAGGCAGAGAAUGCUUAAAGCUCAGUUGGACCUCAGUGUGCCCUGUCCAGAUACCCAAGAUUUUCAGCCAUGCAUGGGUCCGGGCUGCAGUGAUGAAGAUGGUUCCACUUGCAUGAUGUCUGACUGGAUUACGUGGUCCCCCUGUAGUGUUUCCUGUGGGAUGGGAACGCGAUCUAGAGAGAGAUACGUAAAACAAUUCCCUGAAGAUGGCUCUAUGUGCAAAGUGCCUACUGAAGAGACUGAGAAAUGCAUUGUAAAUGAGGAAUGUUCCCCUAGCAGCUGCCUUGUCACUGAAUGGGGAGAGUGGGACGAAUGCAGUGCUAGCUGUGGCACGGGGAUGAAGAGACGACACAGAAUGAUCAAGAUGACUCCCGCCGAUGGAUCCAUGUGCAAGGCAGAAACUACAGAGGCAGAGAAAUGCAUGAUGCCUGAAUGCCAUACCAUUCCCUGUCUACUCUCUCCUUGGUCUGAAUGGAGCGACUGCAGCGUAACGUGUGGGAAGGGAAUGCGAACCCGGCAAAGGAUGCUGAAAUCUGCUGCUGAGCUUGGAGACUGCAACGAGGAGCUGGAACAAGCAGAAAAAUGCAUGCUGCCCGAAUGCCCUAUCGACUGUGAACUAACAGAGUGGUCCCAGUGGUCCGAAUGCAAUACCUCAUGUGGAAAGGGUCACAUGAUCAGGACAAGAAUGAUUAAAAUAGAACCACAGUUUGGAGGAACAGCAUGCCCAGAAACUGUCCAACGUACAAAAUGUCGAGUAAGGAAAUGCCUGAGAGGCCCAGGUAUGGAAAAAAGGCGCUGGAAAGAGGCCCGGGAGAAAAGGAGAAGUGAACAAGCAAAAAAAAAUAUAGAUAGUGAGCAAUAUCCAGUUUGUAGGCUGAAACCAUGGACUGCUUGGACAGAAUGUUCUACACUCUGUGGAGGUGGAAUUCAGGAACGCUACAUGAUGGUAAAGAAGAGGUCCAAAAGUACUCAGUUUACUAGUUGCAAAGACAAAAAGGAGCUAAGAGCGUGUAAUGUUCAUCCUUGUUAA